AUGGGGGUUAAGUGUAUAACUCAAUUUGUUGCUUCAACUAUAGCAGCUAUAUUCACACCAAAGCAGCAUCUAGAAACACAAAUAUACAAGACCGUGUGUAAAGGGGCAUAUAGGAAUUUCAUUUCUGGGGUUUGUAACCCUUCUCGGAUUCUUGGGAAUUACACUUCCAAAAAUGUUAGUCAGAAAAAUUGGUUGUUAUUGGGAGCUCUGAAUGCCAAUUUUGGCUCAGCUAGAUUAAUUCAUGGCACUGCGCCUAUGGGGAGAGAUUAUUAUGAUGUACUUGGUGUGAGCAGGAAUGCAAAUGCAUCUGAGAUUAAAAAAGCUUAUUAUGGGCUUGCGAAGAAUCUGCCUCCAGAUACAAAUAAAGAUGAUCCUGAAGCUGAGAAAAAGUUUCAAGAAGUUCAAAGAGCAUAUGAGGUUUUGAAAGAUGAUGAGAAGCGACAACAAUAUGAUCAGGUUGGCCAUGAGGCAUAUGUACAACAAGGAGACAGUGGUGUUCCCAAUGAUUUUCAUAAUCCAUUUAAAGAUUUCUUCCAAGACAAUAUAUUCAAAGACCUCUUUGGUCGUAGACAUGGCGGUGAAGAUGUCAAGCUAUCUCUUGAACUAUCCUUUAUGGAGGCUGUUCAGGGAAGCACCAAGACAGUGACAUUUCAAACUCAUUUGCCAUGUGAACCUUGUGGUGGGCGUGGUGUUGCCCCUGGAGUCAAACCUGAAAAAUGUACUUGCUGUAAAGGCUUAGGAAUGGUCAAUAUCAUGCAACAGGGCCCAUUUAUGGUGCAGAUUACUUGUCCUCAGUGUCAUGGAGAACGGGAAAUUGUGCCACCUAAGUAUAUCUACAAGUCAUGCAAAGGAAGGCGAGUUGUAUUAGGAACGAAGUCAGCCAAGCUUAAUAUCGUGCCAGGAGUAGAUAAUGAUGAGACCAUAAAGGUGAGUAGAAGUGGUGGAGCAGAUCCUGAUGGAAAUCAACCUGGUGAUCUUUAUAUUGUCAUUAAGUUAACUGAAGAUCCUGUUUUCCGAAGAGAAGGUGCUGACAUUCAUGUAGAUGCUGUUUUGAGUAUUACUCAGGCAAUUUUGGGGGGAACAAUCCAAGUCCCAACUCUCACAGGAGAUGUAAUCCUCAAGGUUCGCUCUGGCACCCAGCCCAGUCAGAAGGUAGUUUUGAAGAAGAAAGGGAUCAAGACGAGGAACUCUUACUCAUUUGGUGAUCAAUAUGUGCACUUCAAUGUCAGCAUUCCGUCGAAUUUGACCCCAAGGCAACGUGAAUUGAUUGAAGAGUUUGCCAAAGAAGAGCAAGGGGAAUAUGAUAAGCGUGCUACUGCUGGAGCAUCAGGGUAAAAUGUAGACCAAUUGGUGUCAUUUGUUUGCUAAUUCUUAGCAAAAAAGGAUUAAGGCAACUAAAGAAAAAGCAUCUAUUGUUGAAAGACCCACCCACUCUAUAAG
Quercus robur (English oak) is the source of this 1440-nucleotide messenger RNA. RefSeq names its product chaperone protein dnaJ GFA2, mitochondrial-like. Lineage: Eukaryota; Viridiplantae; Streptophyta; Magnoliopsida; Fagales; Fagaceae. The coding region runs from base 1 to 1335 and encodes 444 amino acids. Gene Ontology annotation, molecular function: ATP binding; heat shock protein binding. Gene Ontology annotation, cellular component: cytoplasm. The record is from RefSeq and is a predicted model, not a curated record. The transcript has 18 exons. Gene Ontology annotation, biological process: response to heat; protein refolding.